This is a messenger RNA of Venustampulla echinocandica, 1989 nucleotides long. RefSeq lists its product as uncharacterized. NCBI's taxonomy places the organism in Eukaryota, Fungi, Ascomycota, Leotiomycetes, Helotiales, Pleuroascaceae. The transcript has 3 exons. Bases 1 to 1989 code for a protein of 662 amino acids. The record is from RefSeq and is a predicted model, not a curated record.
AUGGCGGACAUGAAUGGAGCCUCGAGCUUCCUGCCGACGAUAAAAUGUUCUAUGUGUGCUCGAGAUAUCGAGAUCUCUCAGAUGGGCGAUCAUGUGUGUAGUAGCUCUGGCGAACCGACGCCUCCACCAGAUUCAUAUGGCAGCUUUGAUAGAAUGCCAUAUAAGCAGACUCCCGUAAAUGAUCAAGGAUUUUUGAAGCCCGGUAGGGCGAUGCGUCCGAAGGUUGACACCUCCGCUGCAAAUCGUCCAUAUUUCCCUCAAGGCCAAUUAACACCCCAAAGUGCGACGUCAUCAACUGGUUCUCCCCUCGAUGGCCGCCGAUCACCGUUUGGACGACCGUUACGGAAUGCGACUGCUCCUUUACAAAGAGCGCCACCGUCUCCUGGACUACUCACGUCGAACUUGGACUGUGCCUUCCCUCCAUUUCCCCCAAAAAGUCCACAACCACGAUCUUAUAAAGCUGCGGAAAAUGGCGGCAUGGGGAAUAUAUAUGCGGAGCCGGACCAGAUAUAUGCGCCUGUCAGUCCGGAAACUGGUACUAAUGCUGGUCUCCUCAAGAGAAUGAAUACUAUUGCGCCUGGGCCCUUUGAUAUUAACAACCGAAGAAAACCGGAUGACCCUACAGCUCGGCGAGGACACCAGAGAAAAGGGACCGGAGCUAGUUUGGCUGAUAUGACCAUGUCUUCACGUUCCGAGGACUCAGGCAGGUCUAUCGCGCGACCUGGCACUGCAGGAUCUGGCCAUUCUAGGACAUCGACUAAUAGUUCAAAUGGAUUCAAAUUGGGUAUUUCUGCUCCUAAGGUCCCUAGCAAAAACGGAUAUGGAGGAUUUGGACCACCACUUGGGAGCGACGAUGCCUUCAACCAACGCUCGCUUUUUGAGAAUAGGUCACAGACAUUCCCAUUGCCGAACACAAGCCAGGAUGCGCCGUUUAGGAGACCCUCAGAACCCGGAUUUGGAUCACAAAUGAGAAAACCAUCUGGUUCUGGCCCGGAUCUGACAAGGCCUCUACCGCCACGCGGUGUAAGUCUGAUUAAACCCCGAGGAGACACACAGCCUGGUGAAACCCCCCCUAUGCCAGAAAACCUCGAUCUUGCCGCCGAAUUUGGAGUUGGAAAUCCCUAUCAUACACCCACAGAAUCUCAGUCUUCCGACGGUUCUGGAUACACUCAAGCAAGCAAGGCAAGCUCUCGAUCUAGCCCACCACGAUCAACCGGCCCUGGCCGACUGCGACGACAACCCUCUGAUACAACCCAGAUGGAUUUUUUGAUGUCUGAACUUCAAUCCUCUAUGACCUUACAACCCGAUGGGCCCGCCCCACGGCCAUCCCCACCAAAGGAUAACUCGAUAAUCGUACAGCAAUCCGCCAGGCCCUUAUACCCACAAAAUCGGAAUGAUAUUAUGCUCUCUCCAGAAUCUCCCAUGGACCCAACCUUCCAAGGAGAACGUCCGUCCCCUAGUAGUUUGGACAAUCUUGCUGGUACUAGGUUGGCGCUUCCGAAUAAGCCUCGGGAGGACCGUCCUCGACGUGCCACUGCUUCCAAGGGCAACUGCAAGGCCUGUGGUGAACCGAUCAAGGGCAAAUCAGUUUCAUCUGCGGAUGGGCGCUUGACUGGACGGUAUCAUAAACAAUGUUUCGUGUGUACGACUUGCAAGGAGCCGUUUCAAACCUCGACCUUCUACGUCAUUGACGAUGCGCCCUAUUGCGAGCGGCAUUACCACAAAUUGAACGGGAGCAUGUGCACCACAUGUGAUAGGGGGAUUGAGGGACAAUAUCUUGAAACGGAGAGGCAGCAAAAGUUUCAUCCCAGAUGCUUAACCUGCGCAGACUGUAAGAGGAGCUUGAGACACGAUUAUUUCGAAAUGGACGGUCGUGUAUACUGUGAGCGAGACGCAUUCAGGAGAGCCCAGAAAGGAAGAUUCCUCGGCGCUGCUGCUAGCGGAAGCAGCAGAAUGGAGCGUAGAACGACGCGAUUGAUGAUGAUGUGA